Siniperca chuatsi (mandarin fish) is the source of this 2156-nucleotide messenger RNA. RefSeq lists its product as uncharacterized. The record is from RefSeq and is a predicted model, not a curated record. Gene Ontology annotation, biological process: spermatogenesis. NCBI's taxonomy places the organism in Eukaryota, Metazoa, Chordata, Actinopteri, Centrarchiformes, Sinipercidae. The coding region runs from base 371 to 994 and encodes 207 amino acids. The transcript has 4 exons.
GCUGAAUUUAGUCUGUGUGUGUGUGUGUGUGUGUGUGUACACACCUGCGUGGGCGCAUACACAAACAGCACAGCUUCCUAGCUUUACCUGUUCAGACACUGUGUGGGGACGAAAGCAGCUGUCAACCCUGUUGGCUUGACGAAACAGACAUAAUCUGACCAGGAGAAACGCUAUGAAACAGUGCAGGCCUCGGUGCUGAACAGGUCCCUUGCCAUACUAAGCUACUGAGAACUUUAUGCAUGGAAACUGGUCAAAGCUGGCCCAACUGAGACAAGCUGAAUCUGGAAGUGGAGACUUGGUGGAGGGUGGACCACAGAGGCAUAAAGAGGUCUUCACAGGUCCUGAGUGUUGAGUAGAUAUUUGUGCAAGUAUGAAUCCAAUGUGGAAGGUAUAUAAGAGCAAAGUACUGAAGACCCUUAACCCUGAGUAUGAGGAGGACACUGCUGAAGAGGUUACAGAGGUGGAGAAUGAUAUGAUGAGUCCAGUGCAGGAGGAUGAGGGACCCAAUGCUGUAUCCCAGUUGGCCAGGAAAAUGCAGGGGGCAGGGACUAAAAGCUGGAACAGGUUAUCAGCUCUCUUCAACAAAGACGAUGAACACCAGCUUCUAGAGGAGACUGAGAGCCCGCCAGUCGCUGACCAUCCACUUGCAGUGAAGCCAGAAGAGCCUCCUCGCCCCACUAGGCGCUCAGGAUUCUGGGAUAGCUUUGCGGCCAACUGGGCUGCCAAGAAACAGGCAGAGGCUGCAGCCGCCGCUGCUGCAGCAAACGAGGCGGCAGCAGGGCAGGGUGAGGAGGGGGUGACAGAGGCCGGAGGGGAGGAGAGCCAGGAUGGGCAGAUCCCUCAGGGAGAGGAGAGUGAAGGAGGAGGAGGAGGAUGGAGCAGCAACAACAGCUUCUCCAAAUACGUCUCGCUGGGAGGAGGGAACGAGGACACAUCCUUCAAGUGGAACUUUGUCACCAGCAAGCUGGCAGAGCUGAAGACCAAGAGCAACUAGCUGUUCAUGAUGAAGGAAUCUGGAGAAUAUAAACAAUAUGAUGAAGGGGUUAGAUUGUAGGAGUGUGGAAGAAGUUUAGGAGGAAGGUAUAUUUUACACAGGAUGUCCUGUAACUAAAUUGUAACCACUAUUGUAGAAGUCCCUUUUUAUCACAAACUAUUGAACUUAUGCACCGUCUCCCAUAUAAAAUUCUUUUUCCAACCACAUCACAAUGAACCAGUUUAUUUUUAACCUUUACUUUCCCAUGACCCUAUUUUAGGCCCAAAUAUUCUCCUGCAUACAAAUGGAGAAUAGUCUUGAAAUAUCUUUUUGUAUUAAAUUUUCACGAGCAAGGAGGGAUUUUGCUUCACAAAGGGGACUUCUAAAAUCGCUUGUACUAAAAAGAGAGUUACUUGGAGAUGAGAUGGGUGUACUAUGCAUAUCUGCCUACAGCGCUAAUAGCUGUCUCUUUACCAUCUUGAGACGCAGCAUGUAGCCAACAGUGUAACUAGAGAUCAGUAUGAUAGAGGUAAAUACAACAGAUUUAUUACUUUAUCCAGUGUUGAACCUGGUAUAUACUGUAGGUUAUACAAAACAGUCUACUUUCUAGGGGUUGUAUGGUGACAUCUACUUUCCCAAAGUGCUUUUUAAACCACAAAAAGGGGCAUUCACACCUGUCAGCAAACUUGAUCUAAUCUGUAAUUUAGCAAAAACUGGAUUAAGAGAUUAAAGGCAGUGAUAGCUGGAUUAGUUGAGGAUUAUCUCACUUAACCUGUUCAGAGGGCAGGGGAUUUGAGUCAAGAGAUUUGGCAGUGCGACAUAACUGUUACAUAAUACAAGCAUUUAUAAACUACUUAUUCUCUCCUCAGACAUCAGGAAGGGGAAAUGUGUUGCACAAUUAUAUGUAAUGUGUAAAAUAUGAAUGUGUGUGUGGUGAGAUAAAGUCAGGUGCACUGACAUGAUGACUUAACUGUCUCGAAUUUUCUGAUUGUGACUGAGACUGACUGACAAUGCAAAGUGUGAGUUUUUAAGCAUUCCAAAUUUUGUGACUUGAAAGAAAUUAGGCUUUGAACAUUAUUUUAUCUCAGAUUUUGGUUUUGAUCUUGUAUUAUGUUUUAUUCUGUUGUUUUGUUUUCUGGCAUGCUAUAAUAAAGACUGCUGCACUAAAAGUUCUGAGCAUGAA